GUCCGAUUUGGCUUAGUCGAGAAAGAUUAUAGGAAACAAAAGGUGGCUCCACCCUCAUUGGUGGAAAAGGUAGAUCUUGUUGCUUCUCCAAAAGAGAAUCUGGGUGAAAUAAACAUGCGUGCUUCCGUUGACAAUAGAAUGAUUGGAUAUAAAGAACGAAAAAGAGAAAAUCUAGAUGGUGCUGCUGGAUCUUACUUAGCUAGAAGCUUAGAAUCUAGGGAUUCCGAAUCCAGUGAUUUUGAUAGUGAUGCUUCUUCUGUUGGUAGUUGUAGUGUCAAUAGCGAGCGACAGAGACGGUUUCCCUAUCGUUUGGCGCAGAUUCCUUUUCAGGUGACAGAUAGUGUUUGUAGCGAUGCGGAGUCAUUUUGUGGUUCAACAGAUAAGGAAGAAAGUUGUUCUCUUUCUCUUCCUUUGGAAGAAGAAGUGGCAACAAGUAUUCAUAACUUGGAGUUGCAUGCUUAUCGCUGUACUUUAGAGGCAUUGCAUGCUUCUGGACCCUUAAGUUGGGACCAGGAGACAUUGCUGACAAAUCUUCGUAUGAUGCUCCAUAUAUCAAAUGAUGAACAUUUGAUGGAGAUAAGGAGCCUACUUUCUGGUAAAACUGGUGCUAAUUGUAGAUAAUAAUCAUUCAGCUCAUUAUUUUGUUUUUAAAUAGGACCAUUCACAAAACAUUGUAAGAAUGCUGUGUUACAGUUUGUACUCCCUGUUAAGUUUGUAAUUCUCCAAUUGUCUCUUGUAGCUCUGAAAUCAAAUAUGAGAUUCUUCUAAAGGAAGGACUGCAUGUAUUGGAUAUUGCAAAGAAAAUAAGUGCUCCUACUGUCAUUUUCCUUUUGA
Coffea eugenioides is the source of this 834-nucleotide messenger RNA. RefSeq lists its product as uncharacterized. The annotation marks the transcript as partial. The record is from RefSeq and is a predicted model, not a curated record. Gene Ontology annotation, cellular component: nucleus. Lineage: Eukaryota; Viridiplantae; Streptophyta; Magnoliopsida; Gentianales; Rubiaceae. The transcript has a single exon. Gene Ontology annotation, biological process: defense response to fungus.